Molecule: messenger RNA, 972 nt
Organism: Effrenium voratum
Lineage: Eukaryota; Dinophyceae; Suessiales; Symbiodiniaceae
Source: the annotation of a GenBank genome assembly
AUGAACCGAAGGCACCAAGUGCGUGUCAAGCCAUGUAUGGUGCUGGUCGGUGGCUUCAGUCUGAUGAAGUUGAUGGGAGCCUUUGUGCCACCACCACAGGGCAAGGCGGUGCCAGUGAGAUGCACACCACACCUUGGGGCACGCCUCGUUGGGCAUGUGGUUGGCUCAUGCAUCAUGGUAGCCCCAGCCUAUGCCUCUGACACGUCGGGGCUGGAUUUUCAACAAUUCGUUGAAGAGUUUGCGGGGAAGAAGGACUUCUUCGCUGCCUUGGCCAGCGCCACCCUAUCAGUGGCGGGGGCUACCCUAUCAGUGGCGGGGACUGCAGUUGCAGUGGCUCAAUUGGAUCAAGCAAAGCGCUCUGCUGAUGAAGCAAAGGUCUCUGCUGAUGAAGCAAAGCGCUCGGCAGACGAGGCAUUCAAAGCUUCUCCAGAAGGCAAAAUCCAACAAGCGCUGGCAAAGGCCAUGGAGCCUUUUGAACCCAGCAGGCCGCAAGACGAGGUCAUCCAAAGGCCAGUGAUGGAAACUCUCCGGCAACGCAUUGCGAGCUGGCAACAACAUGCGACCAUCAUUGGGGGUCGGUACCAGUCAGGCAAGUCUGUGGCAACAGAAGAAGCCUUGCGCGGGGCGCGAGGUGUUGUGCGAUUCACCAUCAGAAGUGCCGAUUGGAACAGAUGGAUGUUCGAGGAACUUAAAGUGGAAGACGGUGGAUUGUUCAAAGAGGUCAUGCGCCGAGCGCGCGAGAAGCUCAAGGACUUUCCCGACAACCUCACCAAGUUUCCAAUCCUUCUUCUUGAAGUCCCUCGUACAACCACCGAAGGCAUCAACUUAAUCUCUUCUACUGCGAAGGAUGUGGCGACGGACAAAAUCGGAAGUGCCAUUCAUGUGAUUGUGUCAGCCUCUCGGCGGCAGUGGCGUUGGCUUUUGAUGCUGGAGGAACUGAAAGGCAGGAAGACAUUUGGGUUGGCGACUUGA